Messenger RNA from Beauveria bassiana ARSEF 2860, 339 nucleotides. RefSeq names its product riboflavin aldehyde-forming enzyme. NCBI's taxonomy places the organism in Eukaryota, Fungi, Ascomycota, Sordariomycetes, Hypocreales, Cordycipitaceae. Bases 1 to 339 code for a protein of 112 amino acids. The record is from RefSeq and is a predicted model, not a curated record. The transcript has a single exon.
AUGGUAUCCGUCACCAAGGCCGUUACCGCCGCUCUGGCCCUAGCCUCCCCCAGCAUCGCUGGGUCCUUUACCUACUUCUACCCUGGCCUCGGCGCCUGUGGCGGGCACAACGGCAACAACGACUACAUCGUCGCCGUCAGCGCCAAAAUCUUUGAUAGCCAGCGCCCCUGCAAUAGGCGCAUUCGUGCCUGGUACAAAGGCCGCUCUGUCGACGUCAAGGUCGUUGACCGCUGCGCCGGCUGCGCCGAAAAUGACCUCGACUUUUCUCCCGCGGCUUUCAAGGCCCUCGUCGGUGACCUCGGUCCCGGCCGCGUCUGGGGUAAUUGGAACUGGAUCUAA